AUGACCGGCUCUCCGAGCGCCAGUGCUGUGCUGGUGACAUAUAGCGCCCCGGCGCCGUUUCUGGCGACCCAGUGGGAGGCACUGCGGGCAGGCCUGCAGUCUCAGCUUCCGCUGCGAGGCGUACACUGGAAGUCUACCCAUGGCGGAGUGCGCACGAUCAAUGAACUCGUAUUGAACCUUGUGCCGUUCGACUCGAUACGCGAGCCAGCCCAGUCGUUGGUUCCGGCGAACCUACUUGCUCGACCACUCUUAAACAUAUAUUUCGUAUCCUGCGAGGAUGCCGAGACAUAUAAAGGCACGGUCCGCAAGCAGCUCAAGGAAUGGCACGCUCAAGCCAUCAGCCGCAAGAACCAAGACUGGCUCAUCGUUCACGUCGUGCGCGCCGACACGAAGGGCGCUCAGCAAGGCUUCUUCAAUCGUGGAACUGUUAUAGACAAGCUUCGGGCCGACUUCAACACAGACAAGCGAGACAGAGUUGUACCGCUUGCCUGGCCCAUCGCUUCGACGAACUUGACGGCAUGGGCAGAACUGCUCGCCAAGGUCAAGGAUGGUGUUCUGGGCUCGUUUGACGUCGCCAUCUCCGGACGAGAAGAUGAGGUGCGGCGCUCGGAGAGCCAGCGUUUGAUGCCGGGUUGGAACUUCUGUAGCUUCUUCCUACUCAAGGAAAGCCUUGCAUUGUCAUACGAGAGCAUGGGACUCGUCGACGACGCCCUCCGUGCCUACCAACAACUCGAGAACACAUUCCAAGUCGUCCUCCGCGAGAAGAACCUCUCCUGGUUCGGCAUGCUCAUUGUCCCCGGUCCCCGAGACGACGCAUCCCCGCUCCUCUCCCUCGAACGCAAGUCCUAUACAGACCUCAUCCUCGCCAACACCGUCUCCGUCUUCGACCUACGCAUCUACAUGCUCGCGCGACAAGCCGCUCUUCUCGCUCGCCUUGGCAAGCUAUCCGAUAUCUGCACCCGCGCGAACCGUUUCCUCGUCCAAUUUGGACGAACGCUAUGGGAUGCGGAGAAUAUCUUGCCGGCGCACUUCAUCGAGGCCUGGACGUACGCGUCUGCAUUGAGCGUCGUCGAUCAGGUCGAUCUAUGGUGCUCGGAGCUUGGCCUUGACGCGAGUUUGGACGGCGCUCCGCUGAACAGCUUCAAUUCAGCCAAAGCUGAACUCAUUGAGCUCGCGCGGCAUCAACUCGAUAUUCUGGGCGUGUCAGCAGGCCACCUCCCCUCCCGCGCGCCAUUCACCAUGAGCAUCUCGCCCCAGCGUCCGAAGCCUAAUGUCGGAGAUAAGCGGGCGAGCAGGACGAUCUCUCAGCCGGCGUUAUUGGCCUGUUUUCAUGACAAGGAGGCUUUCUACGAGCUGUACAAUGCGCUUACGAACAAGGCCAUUGACCUGUACGCGCGAUCUGGAAGGAGGAAGUUCGCGUUGAAGUUGCAUGGGAGUCUGGCUGCCCUCGACGUACAUCGAGAACUCCGUGAUCCUGCGUUCCAGACGUACUCGUCACUGCCCGCACAUUAUGCGCCUUACCGAUGGCGCUCGCUGGAAGCGUACAUGCUCGCACAGGCGCUCUCGCUGCAUACCGAACUUCCCGUAUCCAAGGAUGCGCAAUGGUUAGGGCUUGCCUUGGCGUUCCUCAAGGCGUUCGUCGGCGGCCUCGGGAAGGAUCUUCUCAUGACGGAGGAGGAUGCACGCACAUAUGUCAGCAAGAUCAUUGAUAGCUUUAGAGAGGCUGUUGGUGCGCUGGAAUCCGAUCUCACUCAGCCGGAUCACCCUGCCUUGGUUGUGCAGGUGAAGAGCCUGAAGUCAAGAUUAGCAGACGACGAGGAUGGGUGUUACCUCGAUGUUGUCGUCGAGAAUCACUUGCCCUGCUCGCUGCCCACCACGGAUAUCACUAUAUCACUCAACGGCCCCGAUGCACAGCAUUUGGCAUUCCGUACCGCUGUUGAUGAGCUGACACCUGGGCACAACGCAUUGUCUCUCUUUUGCGCGACAUCAUCCUGGGGUGCAUAUACCCUCGACACAACGGACAUACGGCUCGAGCGCCUGCAUCUUGUGUAUGAUCACCGACCGGACCCUAAGACGAAGACCUCAAGUCGCGUUCAGCGGUCUCUGCCCGUUCUUGUACACCUAGAGCGCGAUCCUCAUGCACUCGACGUUCGCGUACGGCGGCCGCGGAUAAUUACGAUCGGCGAGCCGCCAGACAUGCUAUUGACGCUCACGUCUGGCCGCAACGACAUCGCCAAGGUCACGAUCACUCUGAAUAGCCCAACCGGAGUCGCGCUGCAUUGCCGCAACGCAAGGUUCGAAGAUGAAGCGAAGGCGCUUCCGCUCGAAACGACAGAUGACAGCCUCAUACUCGCCGACGUCCCCAAAGAGGCCGUACUUAACAUCCUCGUACCACACGCAGAAGCUGCGAAGCAUCCAGUCAUCCAUAUCAAUGUCGCAGUCUCAUAUAGCACUGCUGCGCACCCUGACGUAGCUCGCUCGCUCGCACUUGGCACGCGCAUCCCCACUAAUCUGCCCCUCCGCGUGAACGUCGAGGAUUUCUUCCGUGGAACACGACUGUUCACGAAGUUCACACUCUCGACGACAACCUCGCAGUUCAUCAGGCUUGUCUCCGCCGACCUACAACGCGCAGACGGUCGCGCAGUACCCGGUGCACGCCCUCGGUCAAGGGGCAUAGUAACGAUCACCCCUGCGCGCCCAGCAAACGCUCUCUUCCAACUGGACAGGGCAGAUGCACCAGAGGUCGAAACCUUGCUUGAGGAUACGAUCGAGGAACACGUCGAUGCGCCACAUCGGGCCAACGUGCACUCAAGAUUGGUUGAGAAGCUCGAGAGCGAUCCGGCAUGGGUCGCCACAUACACUGUGACAGGCGAACUACACGUCCCGGGCGUCACAAAAGCCGACGAAGAGGAGGAAGGUAUAGGCGCGGUGCUUGAGGCGUUGCGACAGAGCAGGACGCCAUCACUGGAUCGUGGGCUGUGGCGCGAGCUGAGGAUGCCCGUUGAUGUACCUCAGAUGAACAUCCUUGCCGCCGCACGCCUCGAUCUUCAAAUCAGCUCGGACAUCUCAUCCAAAGGCGAGGUGCCACUACCGCUAUACGCUGGCCAACCCGUCCGCGCACUAUUGCGGGUACACACCACACUCUGCUGGUCGAACACAUCAUCCUCGCCAAUAUCCCCAUCAUCUCCAGCAACACAUCGCCUACGCUUCGACGUCGCAGAGCACCCGCGCGACUGGCUCGUGUCCGGGCGCGUACGGGGAGACUUCGUCGCGCAAGAUGGCGCGGCGUUCGAGGCGACGCUGACGCUAGUGCCACUGCGGCAUGGUGCGUUACCGCUUCCGCGCGUGCGCGUCGCGCCGCUUGAAGGAGAUGCGCAGGGGAAGCCGAGUUGCGAGACGUAUCAGGCGCAUGGGGCGGAAGUUGUACAGGUCCUACCGAGAGGGGGGAGGAGCACGUUUGUACUGGAUAUGGGCGAUGGCGUAGCGUAG
Messenger RNA from Peniophora sp. CBMAI 1063, 3489 nucleotides. The record is from the annotation of a GenBank genome assembly. NCBI's taxonomy places the organism in Eukaryota, Fungi, Basidiomycota, Agaricomycetes, Russulales, Peniophoraceae.